Messenger RNA from Hipposideros armiger (great roundleaf bat), 2873 nucleotides. RefSeq names its product R-spondin 1 (gene RSPO1). Lineage: Eukaryota; Metazoa; Chordata; Mammalia; Chiroptera; Hipposideridae. The record is from RefSeq and is a predicted model, not a curated record. The transcript is spliced from 6 exons. The coding region runs from base 566 to 1357 and encodes 263 amino acids.
GCGCGACGGAGAGCACGAGCACCGGGUGGAGAGCCGGGAGCGGACCGCCAAGAGGGGCAUUGCGGAGAGCGAGGGCCGGACCGAGCUGCCCCAGAGGACCGAUUCGCCGGGUGGGGCUCUGGUCCCGGAGGGCGUGAGCCGUCCGUAGAUUGAGCAACUUGGGAACCCGCGGGCGGAGCGCGGGAGAGCCGGGAGCCCGGGACAGUCCUACCGCGGGCGAGUGAGCCGGCCUCGCCCUCGCCCUUCCCGGGCCUGUCCCCGCCGCGGCUGGCAGCGUGGAGGUUGGGUUUUGGAGGUGUCCCUGCUGAAGUGACAACAAGUUCUCCCAUGUGACACUCCCAAGUGCCUUUGAGGAAAGCUCUCUGGACAUCCUUAUGGGCUGAUGGAGAAGUGGGCUCCCUACACCCUCUCUGUCCCCACCUAAGAUUAUGGUGGAUUUGGGACACGGCCCAGGCCUGGGCCUCCUGCUGUUGACCCAGCCCCGGAGGCGUUAGCAAGAGCCCUGCGCCAUCCACUGCCCCAGAGACCACCCCUCCUACCAGGGGCCUAGAGCUGGCGAGUGACUAUGCGGCUUGGGCUGUGUGUGGUGGCCCUGGUUCUGAGCUGGAUGCAUCUCACUGCUGGCAGCCGGGGGAUCAAAGGGAAGAGACAGAGGCGGAUCAGUGCCGAGGGGAGCCAGGCCUGUGCCAAAGGCUGUGAGCUCUGCUCUGAGGUCAACGGCUGCCUCAAGUGCUCGCCCAAGCUGUUCAUCCUGCUGGAGAGGAACGACAUCCGUCAGGUGGGCGUCUGCUUGCCGUCCUGCCCUCCUGGAUACUUCGAUGCCCGCAACCCCGACAUGAACAAGUGCAUCAAAUGCAAGAUUGAGCACUGCGAGGCCUGCUUCAGCCACAACUUCUGUACCAAGUGUAAGGAGAGCUUGUACCUGCACAAGGGCCGCUGCUACCCAGACUGUCCCGAGGGCUCUGCAGCUGCCAAUGGCACCACAGAGUGCAGCAGUCCUGCACAAUGUGAAAUGAGUGAGUGGUCCCCUUGGGGGCCAUGCUCCAAGAAGAAGAGGCUCUGUGGUUUCCGGAGGGGCUCUGAGGAGCGGACACGGAGGGUGCUCCAUGCCCCUGGGGGGGACCAUGCCAUCUGCUCCGACACCAAGGAGAUCCGGAGAUGUACAGUGCGGAGGACUCCCUGCCCUGAGGGGCAGAAGAGGAGGAAGGGAGGCCAGGGCCGGCGGGAGAAUGCCAACAGGAACCCGAGCAGAAAGGAGAGCAAAGAGGUGGGCACAGGCUCUCGGAGACGCAAGGGCCAGCAACAGCUACAGCAGCUCGGGACAGUGGGGCCGCUCACAUCAGCAGGACCCACCUAGGGACAUUCUUCAGCCUCCAGGCCCAUGAAGCAAGAGUCCUGCGCUGCUCUGUGUGACGGAAGCCUUACUGAACUAGAGUGCCGGGGGCAACACGUACAUACACUCUGCAUACAUACAUGGACGCACAGGCCCCAUGUCCAAACAUGCAACCACACACGUGCACACGUGUGCACACACACAUACACACACACACUCAAGGCCACUGGAAGACACUUCUAUCCCUUGGACAUCAUGAUGUGAACAAGGCGGGGAAGUGAAGAGGUCAUCCCUGCCUGGAAGAGGGCCCAACAGCACACCCUUGGUUUGCGAUGCUAACAGUGGAUUGGCAGAGGGAACAUUUCCCAGCACCCAGGCCCAAACUUUUGCAGAGUGAUGGCUUCUGGAGGAGCUGAUAGGAUCGACCCAGAGUGGCAGACAAGCCAAAGCGUGAGGACUGUUCAGCAUUUCCAGCCGUGUGACUUUAUCACUGGAGAGUAUUGUGACACAUCCAUGGUCCAUAUCAGGGCUGCCCUGACUCUGAAAACUGCUUAAAGGUUUAUUUCAAAUUAAAAACAGAAACCAAAUGACAACAGUAGCCACAGGAACCACAUUCUUUUUCAGGGUACAGGGAUUGGGGCGGGGGGUACGCAUGGGAGCAGGAAGGGAUGCAGCUGAAUUUAAGAGACCCCUAAUGGACAGAGUAGGAGGAAACUUUGUGGGUCCUCAGGGUGACAGCCAGCUCCCCUAUACCCAGAGUGUGGUCUAGGGACCUGCAUUAACACAUCACUGGGCAGCUUGUUAGAAAUGAGAAUCUCAGGUCCCAUCCCAGACCUGGUGGAACAGAGUCUGCAUUUUAACAAGGUUCCAGGUGACUGAUGUGCACAUUCCAAUCUGAGAAGCGCUGCUCUGAUUACCUUGAAGGAUGAAGGGAUUUUUGUCAGCUAUGGAGGAAGACUUUCCAUCUGGGAGAGGUGGAGUCUGCAUGCUGAGUGGCACUCCUGGGGGAGGCGGUGCUCUGGGAGAGUUGGUGACAGUUGGACUCAAGGGCAGAACAGCGGGUGGAAUCACCUCUUAUGGCCUUCAGGAGUGUCCACUGGCGGCCAUCCGUGCACCAGACUCUGGACUAAGUGUUUGGUUUCUGGAGCUGAGCCAAUCACGGGCCUUGCUCCCAUGGAGCAUAGAAGUUAGUGGGGGCGACAGGUGUGAAUCAUGUAAUCAUUUAAAGAGUUAAGGGCAGGCAACCACUGGCACAGACACAUAGCUGUGAAAGUGAAUAAAGUGAAUAAAAGUCAAAGGCUUUAUCUCAGGGAAGCUUUUCAGAGGAGGUGAUAUUUGAGCCAAGCUCUGAAGGACAAGUAGAAGGAGUUGAGACAAAGAGAAGGGAUAGUAUUCUUGACCAGUGCUGCCUAAGAGAAAUAUAAUAUGAGCCGUUUAUGUAAUUAAAAAUUUUCUAGUAGCCACACUUAAAGAGUAAAAAGAAAUAGUGAAGUUAAUUUUGAUUAUAUCUUUUAUUGAACCAAACAUGCAAAAUGUUCAU